Messenger RNA from Cladophialophora immunda, 660 nucleotides. RefSeq lists its product as uncharacterized. Lineage: Eukaryota; Fungi; Ascomycota; Eurotiomycetes; Chaetothyriales; Herpotrichiellaceae. Bases 1 to 660 code for a protein of 219 amino acids. The transcript is spliced from 2 exons. The record is from RefSeq and is a predicted model, not a curated record.
AUGGCUGCUGUUCAACUAAUCCAGCUCAAGCCAACUGUCGGGGUUGACGACGAGAAGUGGCUGAAGAUCAUCUCCGGAUUUCGAUCGGCAGAAGGUGGCACAGGUGUGGUGUGGGCACUGCAGCACGAAGAUUCGAAGAUCGCAGGAAUCGCAGCUUGUUUCGACACCUACGGUCAUCAACAGGCAUGGGCGGCCUCAGACGCUGGCCACAAGGUCAAGGACGACAUCUCGGUGCUUGCGUCUGGCUCAAUCUACGAGGACGUCGUGCUCUUCUCAGAAGACCCACUUCCAACAAUCAAAGCGAACGUCGUGGAGCUCGUGUCAUGGAUUCACCCGGUGGACAAAAUCGAUGCGGAGCGCGAGAAGAAGGUCGCAGAUGGCUUCAAGCACUUCCAGAAAGCAAUCAGCAGCGAGGCGCCAGAAGCGGACGGAGGACUUGUUGCGGGAUGGGGCCAAGUCCCUUUCGACCAUGAAGGGGUGAAGUCGAGACGCUUUACGUCCCUCAUUGGCUGGAAAGGUGUGGAUGCUCACUACAAGUGCAAAGAGACCAGGCCGUUCCUUAACAACAUUCACUGGCUCAUGGAAAAUGAUGAUUCGGGCGUCGAGAUGGUUCAUUAUGCAUACAGCAAGUCGCUUGACGGUGCAGGGACAAACUUGUAA